CAGUUCUCGAGUCGAGUUUGUAGGUAUAUACACCUAUAUGUGUGUGUACGCGCCUACUAGAGUCGCGUAUCGUAGUUCGUGUGCCGUGUGUAGUGUACUGCCGACUCUCUCGCAUACUCGCUUAUAUAUACACUCGGCCCGACUGCUCGGCUGCCUUAGGAAGGAAUGGAGUUCGAUGAACGCAGUUGAUCGUAAUCAUCAAUCGCGAGUGAAUUCGUCAUCUUCGACUUUUGGGCCUCCGUAAAAUCUAUGUAUCAGCUGAUAAAUAUAGAUUUUUGGAAUUACGCACGCAACGAAGGCCGCGCCGCAUCGGAAUCCACCUGGCCGAGAGAGAUGCCGGUAUACGCUCUGUCCUCAUCGAGAGCAACGGCAACGACAGUAGCAGCAACAGUAUCAGUCGCCGAUGAGGUCGCCGCGAAACCGCAGCAGCUUUACGUAUUGUUAGAGCACGACUACUACUACUCCUCGUAAAACUGACGAAACUUCCUAGAUGGAGCGUUUCCGGACUCGAGUGAGGUGCUGCUGAACGAAAAAGUUUUAAUCAUUGUGAAAUAUAAUUAUUGUACGUGUAUAAAAAAGAGAAACAGCUGAUUACGAAUAAGUGUUGUAUGUUGUGCCGGCAAACAGUGUUGUGUGGUGUCUAUAAUAAUCAUCGAGGUUCAAGAGAAUAAAAGCAAAAUUGUGCGUAGUGUAUAGUUAGAGUUUUGUCUUUCAUCCUCUUUUUCGCGCGCGAGUGCUGUAUAUUGCAAAAAAAGAAAAGGAAGAGAUCGACCUGGUGAAAAUGUUCAAUUUCAUGAAGAAGACCACCGAGAAGGAGGAGAAGGAGAAGAGAAAACGCGAGAAACGCGAAAAGAAGGACGUGAAGAAAAGGGAUCGCAGCAGCAUGUCCGCCGAGGAAUUAUUACGACUCGACGAGUCACGCGACUCGGGUGUUUCCGAACAGAUGCGGAGAUCGCUGAAGAUACGCAGCCGGCGCAAGGAGAAGGAAAAGCUGCCGAGCGGCAUCACCGCCGACUACAGCGCCUCGUUCUUCGCCCAGCUCGACCGGGACGUACUGGACGACGUGCACAAGUCCACGGCCAACACCACCAUCAACAAUUCCGUCUCCAUGCUGAGCGGCGGUAGCAGCAGCACCAGCGGCAUCGGGCACAGCAUCGUCAUGCAUCAUCCGGGCCCGCAGUCGGACUCGUCGGAGGCGUCGCUCACGUCGCUGAGCAACAACGGCAAGCCCAAUCUGCCGCCGCUGCCGCCCAAGCCACCGAAGCGCGGCAUCCUGAAGGGACCUAGGCUGAGCGUCGACCCGGGUUCCCUCUCGCCCACGGCCAGUCACAACGGCGACAAUAAUCAUCAUCAUCAUCCUCAUCAUCAUCAGCAGCAGCCGCAUUCGCAUCAUCAUCUUCAACAACAUCCGCUGCCGGCACCGAGCGAGAACAAUCUGCUGCAGAGGAACACCCAGCAGAACGAGGUGAUAGCCUACCAGAAUCUGCCGCUGAACAAGAGCAGCAGCAUGAGCGCCUCGGAGAGCCGCGACGAGCUGCAGAUGGUGUACAGCGAGGAGGAGUUCAGUAAUCAGGUGCUGCGACGAGGCAUCAGCCCGAAUCAGUACGUCGGUCAGCAGGACACCCGAUUAUUGCACGUCAUGACCAGCGCGAGCCCAUCGGCGGACUCGCUCACGGACACGACCAACUCGAGCUUCGCUACUCCGCCCUUCAGCCUGUCGCCGGUCGGCGAGUCGCAGGGCUUUUCGCGCUGGCGCUCCAGCGGCUCGUUCGAGGAGCAGGGCGUGGCCGAGCUGCCGCUGCCCGAGAUCUCGCCCCUGGAGCUGCCGGAGCCGCGCGAGCUGGUCAUUCAACGUCAGCCGCCGCCGCGCUCCGACUUCGGCUUCUCGCUGAGGCGCGCGGUGGUGGUCGAGAGAACGUCCGGCCUCGGGAUCGGCGGCUGCUCCACGACCGUCACCCAGAUGAAGCCAGUGAUAUUCGCCGAGCCCGGUGCCAUCGUGCAGAACUGCAACGACACGGGCCUGCUGCCCGGCGAUCGGCUCAUCGAGGUCAACGGCGUCAACGUCGACGAGAUGGCGCGAGAGGAGAUCAUCGAUCUGAUCAAGGGCUCGAGCGGCAGCGUUACCGUAAAGGUACAGCCGGUGGCCGAAUUGUCGGAGCUGUCGCGGCGCAGCGGCAGCGACGGCCACAAAAUCGAAUUGGCCCAGGCCAACAUACGCGGCGGAACCCUGCGUCGCUCGGGCAGCCUACGCUUCCAUCAGAAUAGGGCCAAAUCGGAGGAACACUUGGCGCAGGAGCAGGCAUGGCUGGCGGCGGAGCGCGUCUGGUUGCUGCAUCGCGGGGGCUUCACGGCGGCAUCGAGAUGCCCGAGCCCCGCCGAUCCGGACACCGGCAAGCUGCGCAUCAGACUCGUCGGCUCCGGCGAGGAGCUGCUCGUCGACGAGGAGGAUGUAGAAAAGGCGAAUCCACCGCAAUUCGACCGAUCGGAGGAUCUGUCGCAGUUGCGCUUCCUCAACGAGUCGUCGGUGCUGCACACCCUGCGCCAGCGGUACGCCAGCAAUCUCAUUCACACUUACGCCGGGGACAGCAUGAUAAUCAUCAAUCCGGCGGCACCCCUCGCCAUUUAUUCGGACAAGGUGGUGCAGAUGUUCAAGGGCUGCAAGAGCGAGGACAUGCCGCCGCACGUGUACGCCAUGGCCCAGUCGGCGUAUCGGGGCAUGCUGGCCAGCCGCCGAGACGCCUCGCUCGUCUUCCUCGGCCGUAGCGGCUCCGGCAAGACCAGCAACUUCAAGCACGCGCUGCACUACCUCGUCGUGGCGGCCGGGGCCGUCAACAAGGUCGUCACCCCGGAGAAGCUCAACGCCGUGUUCAGCGUGCUCGAGUCGUUCGGCAACAGUCGCACCCACAUCAACGUCAACGCGACGCGCUUCACGCAGCUCUUCAGUCUGGACUUCGAUCAGUCCGGACAGAUAGCCUCGGCCUCGGUGCAGGUCAUGCUGCUCGAGAAGUCGCGCGUCGGCCGGCGCCGCGUCAACGGCGACCCGACCUUCCACGCGAUCUAUCGGCUGCUCGCCGGCGCCGAGGGCAGCCUGCGCAAGGAGCUCCACCUGACCAAUCUCGUGAACGAGACCAACGGCAACGCCAAUCCCUUCAUCACCCCGUUGCAGAAGCACGAGGACAAGCAGCGCGCUCAGGUCGAGUUCAACAGGGUGGUGGCGGCGUUCCGCGUUCUCGGCAUCAGCGAGGCCGAGGAGCGUGCCAUCUGGUUCGUGCUCGCCGGCAUCUAUCAUCUGAGCUGCGCCGGUGUCGUCAAGACCCAGUCCAGGUGGCAGUUCGCGCGCGCCGAGUACGCCGCCCACGCGGCCAAUCUCCUCGGCACGACCGUCGAGGAGCUCAGUCGUACCGUGUUCUCGGUCAACAAUUCGGUCGCGGGACAGAACCAGUCGAAUCAGCGAGGCAGCAACAGUCUGAGAACACCCAGUCCAACGGACCCCAACAAGGACUACGCUGGAUUGGAUGGUCUGGAAGCUCUACUCGUUGGCCUCUACCACGAGGUCUUUCUUUGUGUAGCUGCUCUAGUCAACAGGUCGAUAGGCUCAUCAACGCACACGGUGACAUCGUUGCUGCUCUGCGACGCGCCUGGCUUUCAAAAUCCGGCAACGUGCGGACGUCAGACGGGAGCUAGUUUCGAGGACCUCUGUCACAAUUAUUUGCAAGAGCGACUGCAGCUUUUGUUUCAUCACACUACUCUAGUUGCACCCAAAGAUAGAUACGCGCAAGAAGGAAUAGAUAUCGAUCAUGAAGACGAAAUAGAGGAAGGCGUUGGAUCACCCCAAGCCUUAGUGUCUUUACUAGACCGAGGAAACUCGCAAAGUGCCACGAUGUUACGUACAAGCCAAAGCGAUCUCAGCAGCAGUCGACAGAUUGAGAGAAAAGGGCUGUUAUGGCUGCUCGACGAGGAAACAGUACUACCUGGUGGAAGCGACGAAAGCUUCUUAGAUAGGCUUUUUACACAUUAUGGAGAUAGAGAUCAUCAGACGCUGCUGAGAAAAGCGCCAGGAAACAAUCAAUUUGUGCUACAACAUUUACAGGGUACAAAUCCCGUUCUCUAUACUGCAACAGGAUGGUUAAAAGCAACUCGCGAAAAUCCUUUAGCUAAAAGUGCAAUAAGUCUUCUACAAGAGAGUAAUCGGGACGACAUUAGUCGCAUAUUUGUUUACGCUCGAGGUGCUGGGAUAUCCGGUGCCUUGAGCGGUUCGAUGCAUGGAUUAGAAGGUUCACAAACUCUGCGGCGAGUUUCUAGUAUAAGGCGUACCUUCCCCGCGGUUAAGCGAAAAAACAUUGGUCUGCAAGUUAAAUACACUGUGGACGGUCUCAUCGAGACUUUAAGAAGAACACGAGUGAAAUUUGUUCAUUGCUUUUUGCCUCAACACAAUGCUGGUUGCAUUGAAAACAAAACUUUCCUUGCUGCCAAACCCGGCCAAAGUGAGGACAAUCUCAUUAAUGUUCCAUUGCUUCGUUCACAGGUUCGAGGUAGCCAAAUACUGGAAGCCGUACGCCUUCAUAAGGUCGGUUUUCCAAAAUUCAUGCCUCUUGGCGAAUUUCGUCGCCGUUUUGCUCUGUUAUCGUGUGAUUCGAAUAUUCGUCCUGGAAGUCCAGUUCCCGACGAACGCCGAGCCGUCGAAGACAUGUUGCUGUCCGUCGACGUGGAUCCUGCAACUUAUCGCGUCGGACAAAGUCAGAUAUUUUUCCGUGCCGGCACGCUCGAACGAUUGGAGUCACAAAGGGACGAGAAGCUCACGGGACACAUAAUUCUGCUGCAGGCGAGAUGCAGGGGUUAUCUCGCGCGAAGGAAACUCAACACUCUCAAGCUUCAAGAUUUGGCAGUGAGAUGCAUCCAGCGCAACGUGCGAAAACUCAUGUCCGUCAGGGAAUGGUCCUGGUGGCGAUUGUACGUGAAAGUGGCGCCUCUGCUCAACGUUCACCGCACCGAGGAUCAGCUCAAAGCGAGAACGGAAGAACUGGAGGUGCUGCGCGCAAAGGUCGAUCGGCUGGAGCAGGAAAGGAAUCAUCUGAAGCACGACAACGACAGGCUCGAGGCCAAGUUGAGCGAGAUGACGGCCGACUUCGCGGAGGAGCACUCGACGUCGACACUGGCCGCGGAGCGCAUCGACGCCGAGCACGGCGAGCGUCUCAGGCUCGAGCGCGAGCUCCAGGAUGUCAACGAGACCAACAAGAAUCUCCAGCAGCAGGCCGAGCGUCUGGAGAUGGAGUUGCUCUACGCUCGCGCGGCGGAUCUCAACGGCCUGACGUCGGACGCCGAGGACGGCGAGGACGGCGCCGUGUACAAGCAGAGGUAUCAGCACGCGAUGCGCGAGCUCGAGUUCACCAAGCGCAAGAUGGCACAGCAGCACGAGGACGAUCUCGAGCAGUUGGUCGGUUUGAAGAAGCAGCUGGAGAAGAAGCUCGCCGACGCUUACGAAGAAGUCGAGGAGCAACGACAGGUAGUCGGCCAGUGGAAGCGACGAGUGCAGAAGCUCAACGGAGAGAUGCACGACCUGAGACUGCUGCUGGAAGAGCAGAACGCCCGGAACAAUUUGCUCGAAAAGAAGCAACGCAAGAUGUUACUUUGCAGAUUCGAUGCAGAAUCGGCAAACGUCAUGGAUGAAUUGCGGCAAGAAAAGGCCGCGCGAGAACGAAUGGCUCGCGAGAAAGAGAUCGCGAUCGCCGAAAAGUUCACGAUCGAGCAGACUUUGAGCGAUGUGAGACUGGAACUCGAAUUGAAAGAAGAACGCUUGCACACAUUGACCCAAGAAUUGGAGGAGCUCACGUUCGGUGGCAAGACCGAGGAAGAGGUGGCUCAGCUCAAGAAGGCCAAGCACGAGCUGGAAAAGAAAUUGAAGGAUCAGGAAGAGGAGCUCGACGAUCUGGCCGGACAGGUGCAACUGCUCGAGCAGGCCAAGCUGCGUCUGGAGAUGAGCAUCGAGCAGCAGCGCAAAGAAAUGCGCAAGGAGAUGCAGCUGCGCGACGAGGAGCUCGAGGACGUACGCGGCAACUCGAUGAAGAAAGUCAAGGCGCUGGAGCAGCAGCUGGAGAACGAGCACGAAGAGCGGACGCUGGUGCUGCGAGAGAAGCACGAGCUCGAACGAAGAUUAAUGGCGCUUGAGGAUCAGGACAGGACCGACAGGGCCGCCGAAGCGGAGAACACGCAGAGAUUGAAGCGCGAUCUCAAGCGGACGCGCGCGCUGCUCAGGGACGCCCAGACAAUGCUCGAGCGCUCGAAGGGAGACUCGACGGGCAAAGCCGCGCUGCGUCACCUGAAAAAUCAGCUCGAGGACGCGGAAUGCGCGAGAGCCGUGGCCGUGAAAGCCAAGCAGGCACUGGAGCAGGACCUCAGAGAGACCCAAGCCGCGCUCGAGGAGGUAUCUAGACAGAGAUCGGAGGCCGAGGACCGAGCCAACGCAGCCAACAGAGAGCGAGCCGAGCUCCUCUCGCAGGUCGAAGAGAACGAAGAAGAGCUCGCAGAGGUGCUAAAGAAAUAUCGUGCGACCGUGCAGCAAGUGGCAGACGAGCAGGCACAGCUGUCCGAGUGCCAAGUACAAAUAUCAGCACUGGAGGCUGAGAAGGCAUCGUUGAAGGAUCAGCUCACGGAGUUGAGUCAACGACUGGAAUCGGUCGAACAGCUUGGCGAUCCCACCGCCAACAGCCUCGCGACCAGACGUCUCGAGUUCCGUACUAAAGAACUCGAAAGCAAACUGGAGCUCGAACAAACGACGAGAGCGAGAUUGGAGACACAAAUUGCACGAUUGAAGGAGUCGGUCGAGAAACUUCAGUCGGAGACUGCUCAAUUGCGCACGAAGGAGCAGAGCGCACAAGACACGGCGCGUCGUUUGCAGCGCUCUCUGCGCGAAGCUCGCGAGGAGGCAGCCUCGGCAUCGGCGCGAGAACAAGAAGCUACGAGGGCGCGUCGGGAUCUUGAGAAAGCUCUCGAGGCCUCGGAAGCCGAAACUAAAGUUGUUAAGGAUGAUUUGCGACUGGCGCUGCAGAGAAUAGAUGACCUGCAGAGUGCCAUACAAGGUGAUCUUGAUCUUGACUGCAGUGAGGAAGCCACUAGCGAAAAUAGUGAUAGCGAUUGAUCGAUAUCGAUUUCGGAUGCAGUGUCCAACGAUGGAGACGUUAAAGAAGAGAAUGGCUGAAACGAUCAAAACUCAUUUGUAUUUAUAAAUGACAAUGGGAGCAACGAAUUAAUCAAACUCCUAAGAUAGGGAAAACAAAACGACUGAAAAUCAAAGUGCGGUCCGCAAUUUUGCGGAACACUGCGGUAUUAUUCAAACGAAAAAUGUUUUAUAUUAGCUUUUUUAAGUAACUAAUUGUAGUUUUCAAACGCGAUAGAGGUAUAUCUCUCUCAGAGUCUUAAGUGCGAAGCGAAAUAAUCAACAAAAGUAAUCAUCGUUCCGAUUGUUCACGCAGUUAUUAUUAUGUAUUGUGCGGCAAUUUUACUCAUUUAUAUUUUUUUGAUUUAAUUGAGAGCCAAUGUAAGCUAUAUAUGACGGAGUAAGGCUCACCAAUUUGUAUAAUCGUGUUCAAUUGUUUCUUAAAUCUUGUCAAAAAUUGAUUAUUUUUGGUGCUGGCUCUCCACUGAAAAUGACCAGAGAUAUAUGUAAUAAAUCUCGGUCAAAGUCUUCCAUAACAGGAAAUUUUAAUCAAUUUAAGAGAGCGUAUUGGUGCAAUCGAGGUCCUAACUCCGUUAUGCUGUAAGGCAAUAAUUAAAAGCUUGAACAAUAAUUAUUUAAGACACAAUAAUUAAAUCAAUAAAAAAUCUACAGGUCAAACCAGAUUGUCUAUUUGAACAUACAUGUAAUUUUAAUAAGAUUUAUCUCUUUCUAUUAUUUCGUAGUAAGAUUUAAAUGAACGAAAAAUUGCAUAUACGUAAAUGAUGAAAUGUAAGUUACAUAAAAAUGUAUCAUUACGAUUUUAUCAUUGGAAGGUCAGUUCUGAGUCAUCCCGUUCAGUAUAAGAGGAUAUUAGAAAUUUGAGGAGUACCGAGUCAAGUAGAGAUUGAAAAAAAAAUUAGAUUUAUUAUAUAUUUAUAUAUUAUAAGUAAUUUUAUGGUACAUUAUGUUUCGAACGAAAAUUUGUUGACGCAAGUCUUAACGGAACGUAAUGGAUGUUAUUUAAUGUCAAUCAGGAAUCGUUUUUACUUGUAUGUGUUUAUUUUAUGUAUAAAGGAAUUAUAAGAAAAAAAAUCUAUUUGCUGUUCGAUCGUCUUGUAAGGGAUCUAUAUGUAUAACGUAUUGCUUUGUAAAAUGCAGAAAACAUUUGAUUAAAUUGA
This is a messenger RNA of Trichogramma pretiosum, 8331 nucleotides long. RefSeq names its product unconventional myosin-XVIIIa (gene Mhcl). Gene Ontology annotation, cellular component: myosin complex. The coding region runs from base 782 to 7135 and encodes 2117 amino acids. Gene Ontology annotation, molecular function: ATP binding; protein binding; cytoskeletal motor activity. The record is from RefSeq and is a predicted model, not a curated record. Lineage: Eukaryota; Metazoa; Arthropoda; Insecta; Hymenoptera; Trichogrammatidae. The transcript is spliced from 24 exons.